CUAGACAUUGUUGUGAAAAGGUAAUUUAGUAUGCCCGCUGGCCCCAGCAGGAGGAAAAGCCUUUCCAGGUCAGCUCCCUCGCCUCCGAAACCAGCGGAACGCAGGUGCACGAGGGUCAGGGGCCGGACGAGCCCGGCCAGGAGUACUGUACGGCAGCAGGGGAGCGGUUUGCAGGGGACACAGGGCCUCCCGGAGGCCGCCGCGAUGCUCCCCUCCUUGCAGGAAUCGCUGGAUGGGGAAGAAAAGGAGCUGGAGAGCAGCGAGGAGGGUGGCUCCGCAGAGGAGCGGAGAGUCGAGCCGCCGCCCAGCAGCCACUACUGUCUCUACAGCUACCGCGGAAGCAGAUUGGCACAGCAGCGAGGAGACAGUGAUGGUGGAAGCCCAAGGGGCACAAAUGCAGAAACUCCCUCUGGUGAUGAUUUCAGCCUCUCCUUGGCUGAUACUAAUCUACCAUUGGAAGUGGAGCCAGAGUUGCGCAGUUUCAUUGCUAAGCGUCUUUCGAAAGGAGCAGUGUUUGAAGGACUGGGUAAUGUUGCAUCUGUGGAGCUGAGAAUUCCAGGUUACCGGGUUGGUUGUUACUACUGCCUUUUCCAACAAGAAAAAGUGCUUCCUGAAACAGCAGCAGUGGACUCUGAACAUAACCCUUCUGAGUACGUGGUCUGUUUUUUAGGAGGGUCUGAAAAAGGACUUGAGCUUUUCAGGCUUGAAUUGGACAAGUACAUCCAAGGGCUGAAAAACAACAUGAGCUGCGAGGAGAGGGGCCUGGAGAACCACAUAAAGUCCUACCUGAGCAACUGGUUUGAGGAUGUUGUGUGCCCAAUCCAGAGGGUGGUUCUUCUCUUUCAGGAGAAGCUUACCUUUUUGCUACAUGCUGCUCUGAGUUAUACUCCUGUUGAGGUUAGAGAAUCAGAUGAAAAAACAAAGAGGGACAUUAACAGGUUUCUGAGUGUGGCCAGUCUCCAAGGCCUUAUUCAUGAAGGCACCAUGACGUCUCUGUGCAUGGCCAUGACGGAGGAGCAGCGUGAGUCGGUGGUCAUUGACUGCAGCAGCUCCCAGCCUCAGCUCUACAAUGCAGGAAGCAACCGAUUUUGUGAGGAUUGGAUGCAGGCUUUUUUGAAUGGUGCUGAAGGAGGUAACCCUUUUCUUUUUCGACAAGUACUGGAGAACUUUAAACUAAAGGCCAUACAAGACACAAAUAACUUGAAGAGAUUUAUCCGACAGGCGGAAAUGAACCAUUACGCUUUGUUUAAAUGUUACAUGUUCCUAAAGAACUGUGGGAGUGGGGAUGUCCUUCUGAAGAUUGUUAAAGUGGAGCACGAAGAGAUGCCUGAAGCCAAAAACGUGGUGGCCGUCCUCGAAGAAUUUAUGGAAGAAGCUCCUGCCCAGAGUUCCUGAUCACGUUUGAGAUAACUGUAUUGUGAAGCUGCGGACUCCAGCGCUGGUGUUUGGCAUUACAAUGGUGGUAAUUUGUCAUAGGAUUGCUAUUUAAGGUGAUUUGAAAUACAUUCUAGAUUUUUUAUGUUGUACUUUUAAAAUUUAGCUUAAUUAGACGUGAAAAUCUGAGGAAUGUCUUGAGUCCAGGUAGAUAUAUGUUAAGAGUUAGGGAAUUUUAGUACAUUGCUGGUCCCAUAAAUUCUAGACUUCAGGGAGCUGUUGCUUAAAAAACUACAGAGGUGAUUUAGUGGCUUCUCUCAGGAGUUUGCUGCAGUAUUUGGCAAUCUUUGCUCUCAGAAAAGUCCUAAUACUUCUUUCUCAAAGUGUACUCCUAAUCCAAGGACAGCUUAGCACCACGCCAUCAUCUCCAAGACUGACCUGCGCAUCCUGGGAGUGCUUGGUAGACUUCCGUCUGACUGAUAACGGCAUAGGUGAUGAAGCCAGCUUUUAAUCAAUAUGCACAUAAAUCGUGAGUGGUAAGAAAACAGAUGAGCUUAACUACAGAUGAGAAAACUACAUGCACUAACUUCAAGAAAAAAUCAGAGAUGAUUUUCCAUCAUCUCUGAUGGAAAGCUACUGGGGAAGUGGCCCCUAUCACUUCUCGUCUCUUCAUUUGUUCACAGGUAUUAGCUAAGAUCCUGUAUUUUCUUUUACAUGAAAAUGGUGGAGUUUGUAAAGAGUGUUGAAAAAGAAAAAACAAAGUACAUACAUUUUACAAGUGAAUAAUAACAUAAAGAACACAUUCUGGUCGUUUAUAUCAGAGUCACUCGUUGCUCUUAGUAGGUUUUGUACUUGGUUUACAAGCCUCACAUUGCGAUGCUCUGAACCUGUCGGAAGUGCCCUCAGCUAGAGGCAUUUCCAGUUCCCAUGAAAGACUACAGCUACACACGGGACUGCUGUCUGCUGCACAGCCUUUAAUAAAUCCAUUUGAUAAUGAUUUUUGUUUAGAAGAUCAGAAGUCUUGUGUUCUCACUGCCCUCAGGAUGCUUGGAGGAACAGGGGUCAUAAAAACCUUCUCCUAAACUCAUAAAUUCACAUUAAGUGCUGAGUUUUAACUUUCAUAAUGACUGGCAGUGGCCUGCUUUGUCUUCUACAGAAGUCGGGGGGCAUGACUCACUAAGCCAUUUCUUUUCCUUUAAUGAGAAAUACAAUUCAGGGUCUUCAUAAAGGCUUUCAUAUGGUUUUAAACUUUAAUAACUUGGAUUGUAGGCAGUGCUGAAAAAAAAAAUCCAAGUAGCAUUAAACUCAGAAUGACUAUGGGAAGUAAACAAUUUUAUGGCACUUCUCUUGAAUACAACUUUUUCUAAUGUACUGGUUGCCCACUUGGAAAUUAAUUUUUUAAAUAACACUUAAGACAUCAACAUUUUGAGUCUGUAAAACAUUUUUCAUUUUCAAAUUCACACGUCAUUCAAGAGUUCAUGUUGUAAAUGGCAUUUAGAAGCAAAUGUAUUAUCUGCUUCAAGUCAUUUAUUAAUAUAGUCAAGGUAUAAUUAUCUGUUCUUUAUGUGUACUUUUAUAUAUAUUAUGUGACGUAGGCACACUACAUACACAGUUGUGUAUAAUACAGUCUUAUGUUAAAAGUCUGUGACAAACUGUAUAUCACUACUGUAGACAAGGAAAAUGGUGACAUGGAAUCGGAUGUCCUGUUGGCCACGAGAAGUU
Molecule: messenger RNA, 3096 nt
Organism: Phyllostomus discolor (pale spear-nosed bat)
Lineage: Eukaryota; Metazoa; Chordata; Mammalia; Chiroptera; Phyllostomidae
Gene: C8H17orf75
Product: chromosome 8 C17orf75 homolog
Exons: 10
Coding region: 31-1395 (454 amino acids)
Cellular component (GO): trans-Golgi network
Source: RefSeq, a predicted model, not a curated record